Messenger RNA from Thamnophis elegans (Western terrestrial garter snake), 3834 nucleotides. RefSeq names its product ankyrin repeat and sterile alpha motif domain containing 1B (gene ANKS1B). The transcript has 27 exons. NCBI's taxonomy places the organism in Eukaryota, Metazoa, Chordata, Lepidosauria, Squamata, Natricidae. Gene Ontology annotation, cellular component: cytosol. The record is from RefSeq and is a predicted model, not a curated record. The coding region runs from base 1 to 3834 and encodes 1277 amino acids. Gene Ontology annotation, molecular function: protein binding.
AUGGGCAAGGACCAGGAACUGCUGGAAGCGGCUCGCACUGGGAAUGUGGCUUUGGUGGAGAAACUCUUGGCUGGCAGAAAAGGAGGGCUCCUGGGCAGUGGAUCUGGACCUAUUCCUUUAUCCAACUUGCUGAGCAUCUGGCGAGGACCAAAUAUAAAUUGCACAGAUAGUUCAGGAUAUACUGCUUUACAUCAUGCAGCUUUGAAUGGUCACAAGGAUGUAGUUAUCAAAUUACUUCAAUAUGAAGCAUCCACUAAUGUGGCAGAUAAUAAAGGGUAUUUUCCUAUACACUUGGCUGCUUGGAAAGGAGAUGUAGAGAUUGUGAAGAUUCUUAUCCAUCAUGGGCCAUCACAUUCCAGAGUGAAUGAACAGAACAAUGAAAAUGAAACAGCUCUGCACUGUGCUGCCCAGUAUGGACACUCAGAAGUGGUUGCUCUUUUGCUUGAAGAACUUACAGAUCCCACAAUAAGAAACAACAAAUUAGAAACUCCAUUGGAUUUGGCAGCUUUAUAUGGCCGACUGCGGGUGGUGAAGAUGAUAAUCAAUGCAUAUCCAAAUCUGAUGAGCUGUAACACAAGAAAGCAUACUCCUUUACAUCUUGCUGCUCGUAAUGGUCAUAAAGCUGUGGUACAAGAGCUGCUAGAAGCUGGAAUGGAUGUCAGCUGCCAAACAGAAAAGGGGAGUGCAUUACACGAAGCAGCUUUAUUUGGAAAAGUAGAUGUUGUACGCCUUCUUUUAGAAACAGGAAUUGAUGCCAAUAUAAAGGACAAUUUAGGCAGAACAGUUUUAGAUAUUCUGAAAGAACAUCCAUCGCAACAGUCACUCCAAAUUGCUGCAUUGCUUCAAGAUUACAUAGAAAAAGGAAAUUCAGAAGUUCCAGAGGAAUCCAUAGAGGAAUAUUUAGUAUCAGAUCACCAUUCCAGUGUUUUAUCCCCAGAAGAUUCUCCUAUACAAACAAGUAAAAGUGAAGCUGUGACUGGUGAAUUAUCAAAACUAUUAGAUGAAAUCAAGCUGUGCCAAGAAAAAGAUUAUUUAGAAGAUAUGAGCCAUACUAUAUCAGAUGAUUAUCUGGAUGAUGCUAGCAAAGUAUCAGAAGAAGAAACAGUAGCAAAUGGAAACCGAGACAAGUCUAAUAUAAGAUCAUCUUCCACAAAUCUGGAACAAACAGAAGAGGAAGAAGAGGGUGGAACUGAAAAUAGUUGUGGACCUACAGGUUUGUGGGAAGCACUGACACCUUGCAACGGAUGUAGAAAUCUUGGGUUCUCCAGUCUUACUCAGGAAACCUUUCCAAAGAAGAGGAGUGCUACACUGGAAGCAGUGCCAUCUGUUUCUUCAGAAACAUUUCCUCUAGAAAAUGAGAAUGGUCUCUGUGAUUUUCUUGAUACAACAGUUACGAAGAAACCUUGUUCUUUAGAAAUAACAAGAGGAGUUUCAUCAAAAAUAGAUAAUGCACCGCAAGUAGCAAUUACUGCACCAGGUACUGGUAACCAUAGAAACAGUUCAACAGGCCCAACACCUGACUGCUCUCCUCCAUCACCAGAUACUGCACUGAAAAAUAUAGUAAAAGUUAUACGACCUCAGGCCAAGCAACGUACAUCAAUAGUAUCAGCUUUUGAAUUUAAUCGAUUAAAUCAGAGUCACGACUAUUUUGAAAUCAACUCCUGUGUAAGAUACGCGAGCUUUAAUUCCAGCUCUCCAGUUAGUCCAGCCAACUGCUCCACUGCGUCUAUUGAGGACAGCAUUGAAGAAAAUAAUAUACCAGAACCAUUGAAAAGACAACAUGACAGUGAUCAUCUAGAAGCACACCCUUUUGAGCAGUUCGCUGGCCUUCUUCAUGGAUCAUCACCUGCUUGUGACCCACCAGAAAAUCCAUUUCAGCUCUACAGAAAAAUUUGUCCAAAGGAAGACUUGAAUCAGAAAAUUAGUUUGAACCUCACUAUUUUGAAUCCACAACAUUCUCUGCAAGAAAAUAGCACUGUUCUUCUGAUUAAAAAGAAAAAACCACCAAUUUUAAAUAGAACUAUAUUCCCUUCUAAAAACAUUCUAGGAGAAGCUAACACCUUGGCUGGUAUCACAAGAACUGGAGAUCAGUGGGUAGUUAAUGCUGCAGGAAUUGUAGAACGUGCUUGCACACUUGGACGAAUACGAUCUUUGCCAAAGACACUUCUUGACAUUCAUUUAUCCAAAUACAUUUCUAAAUCAGAUUCAAAUCUUGUUUCUUACCCAUCUAAUGAUCACAAAGCAAGACAGAAUUGGAAUGAAUCUUCAGCUAUCCAAGAAACCUCUAGAAGAAAUUCUGAAAGAACACCAUCAUUUACUUCAGAAUGGGAAGAAAUUGACAAAAUAAUGAGUUCCAUUGAUGCUGGUAUAACUACUGGACUUGAAGAGAUUACUGAUGGUACUGCAACACCCAGAUGCCCUGUCCAGACUGUGGGACAAUGGUUGGAAAAUAUUGGGCUACCUCAGUAUGAAAACCACUUGCUGGCCAAUGGAUUUGACAAUGUACAGUUUAUGGGAAGCAAUGUUAUGGAGGAUCAGGAUCUCUUGGAAAUUGGAAUACUUAAUUCUGGACACAGGCAAAGGAUUCUACAGGCAAUUCAGCUUCUUCCAAAGAUGAAACAGACAGGCAGUGAUGGCUAUAACCCCACCUCUGUAGCAGAAUGGCUAGAUUCUCUGGAACUGGGAGAUUAUAUCAAGCCCUUUUUGAUAAAUGGCUAUACAUCAAUGGACCUUGCAAAGAAAAUAUGGGAUAUUGAAUUAAUUAACGUUUUAAAAAUCAGCUUGCUGGGCCAUAGAAAACGCAUUUUGGCCUCAUUGGGAGACAGACUUCACGAAGACCCACCUCAGAAACCACCACGUUCUAUCACCCUCAGGGAACCCAGUGGUAAUCACACUCCUCCCCAGUUGUCUCCUUCGCUCAGCCAAAGUACUUACACUACUGGUGGUUCCCUGGAUAUACCACACAUUAUCAUGCAGGGAGAUGCAAGGAGAAGAAGAAAUGACAGCUAUUUUGACGAUAUUCCUAGGUCAAAACUGGAACGACAAAUGGCACAGCAGUCGUCUGUCUGUGAAAUAUGGACCAACCAGAAUGCAGGAUAUCCUUACUCAGCAGUCCAUCAGGUUCAUAAUACUGGAGACUGGGGUGAACCAUCGAUUACAUUGAGGCCUCCUAAUGAAGCUACAGGAUCAACACCAGUACAAUACUGGCAGCAUCAUCCAGAGAAACUCAUUUUCCAGUCAUGUGAUUACAAAGCAUUUUAUUUAGGUUCUAUGCUGGUAAAAGAAUUAAGAGGUACAGAAUCUACACAAGAUGCCUGUGCAAAGAUGAGGAAGUCUACCGAACAAAUGAAGAAAGUUCCUACUAUUGUUCUAUCUGUCUCUUACAAAGGAGUAAAAUUUAUUGAUGCAACAAAUAAGAAUAUUAUUGCUGAACAUGAGAUUCGUAACAUUUCCUGUGCGGCACAAGACCCCGAAGACCUCUCAACAUUUGCUUAUAUUACAAAAGACUUGAAGACAAAUCACCAUUAUUGUCAUGUGUUCACAGCCUUUGAUGUGAAUUUAGCCUAUGAAAUAAUUCUCACAUUGGGACAGGCAUUUGAAGUAGCUUAUCAACUGGCACUUCAGGCUCGAAAAGGAGGCCAUUCUUCAACACUUCCCGAAAGCUUUGAUAAUAAACCUACCAAGCCAAUCCCAAAACCACGUGUUAGCAUCCGAAAAUCUGUGCAGAUGGAUCCCACUGAACAAAAGACUCUUACCAAUCUACCAUGGAUUGUAGAACCAGGACAAGAAGCUAAAAGAGGAAUUAAUACCAAGUAUGAAACCACAAUUUUCUGA